Messenger RNA from Triticum aestivum (bread wheat), 1944 nucleotides. RefSeq names its product protein ENHANCED PSEUDOMONAS SUSCEPTIBILITY 1-like. The coding region runs from base 308 to 1735 and encodes 475 amino acids. The record is from RefSeq and is a predicted model, not a curated record. The transcript has a single exon. Lineage: Eukaryota; Viridiplantae; Streptophyta; Magnoliopsida; Poales; Poaceae.
AAUACUUGAUGUUGUCAUUUGCUCACUGGCUGGCGUGAUGUGGCUGGAUAACAAAACCGCAGCAUGUUUAUGUGCACGUUUGAAUCUUUUGUGGUGUUCACACUUUUUGUGGUGUGUACAUCUGUACGUGCAUGGUGCAUCACGUGGACUAAUAAACGAAUAAUACAGGUUGCGUGAGGACAAGAUCUCUAGCUGUCCCAUCGGCCUCACCCUCACACACACAUUAUAACCCUGAGAUGAUAUCGAUCACGUUGGUGCACACACAUCAGACAGCGAAUCAUCCCAAUCCACAAGCAAGCAAAGCAAGAUGGUGACCGUGGUGUCGUCGCGCACGGUGAGGCCGCCGCUGCGGCCGCGCCGCCGCAUCCCGCUCACCACCUGGGACGUCCCCAUGCUCUCCGCCAACUACAUCCAGAAGGGCCACCUCUUCCACAAGCCCACGGGCACGCUCCUCCCCACCGCCGCCCACGUCGUCGACCACCUCGCCGCCGCCCUCGCCGACGCGCUCGUCCACUACUACCCCGUCGCCGGCCGCUUCGUCACCGACCAGCACUACGGCGACGGUGAACAGGGCGACGUUGUCGUGGGAUGCUCCGUCUCCAUCGACUGCGACGGGCAGGGCGUCCAGGUUGUCCACGCCGUCGCCGAUGACGGCGUCACCAUGGCGGACGUGGUUCCUCCCGACGUGGACGUGCCGCCCGUGCUUCAGUCAUUCUUCCUGCUCGAUGGCGCUAUCAACUACGACGGCCGCAACCACCCGCUCCUCGCCGUGCAGGUCACCGACCUCGCCGACGGCGUCUUCGUUGGCUUCUCCUACAACCACGCGCUCUCCGACGGCACCGCCUUCUGGGGCUUCAUCAACGCCUGGGCCGAGAUCGCGCGCGCCAGGCUCCUCGGUUCCCCGCGGGAGCAGCCCUUACGCCGGCCCUUGCUCGACCGCUGGUCACCCGAUGGAGGCGCCGCGGCGCCGGUCGUGCUGCCGUGCACGGAACUGUCCGACCUCAUCGAGCGCACCCCACAGACGCUGCUGCGCGAGCGGAUGCUCCACUUCUCGUCGGAGUCGCUGGCGGCGCUCAAGGAGCGGGCACGCCAGGAGCUCUUGGCCACCGGCGACGCGCAGGGUGCCGCCGCCCUGACCAGGUUUCAGGCGCUGACCUCGCUCCUAUGGCGUUGCAUCACCCGCGCACGGCGGCUGUCGCCGGAAAAGGAGACCACGUGCCGCGUGGCCAUCAACAACCGCGGGCGGCUCCGGCCACAGCUGCCGGCGGAGUACUUCGGCAACGCCAUCAGCACCAUCAGCACGGAGGCGGUGCGCGCACCGGAGCUGCUGGAGCGCGGGCACGGGUGGGCAGCGGCGGCCGUCGGGCGCGCGGUGGCGGCGCACACAGACGCGGUCAUCAGGGAGCGGGUGGCGGCCUUGACGGCGAAACCGCCGGAGAGAGACCCGCCGGCGUACAUGAUGAGCUGGCACGAUCCAUGCGGGACGCUGAUGGGGAGCUCGCCGCGGUUCGAUAUGUUCGGGUGUGACUUCGGGUUGGGGAAGCCGGUGGCGGCGCGGAGCGGCAAGGCGAACAAGGUCGACGGGGGCACGUCGUUGUACCCAUGUCCUGAUGGGGGAGGCAGCAUGGACGCGGAGCUCACGCUCACGCCGGAGCACAUGGCCGUGCUCGAGGAGGACGAGGAGUUCUGGGCCGCCGUCUCGCCGGACGCGCCGGCACAGGUGGGGAAUGUUUGAACGGGGGUGGGGGUGGAGAUGACAACGCUCUGUUCCGCGGCGAUGGCGGGGCCAUGCUCGCCUUGCUGUGCCGUGGUGACCACGGCCCGCCUUGCCGUGGCCACAGUAGUCUAUAGUACUCACUCUGUACUGAUGAUCUCUUCCGAAGGUUUUGCUUCUUUCUUUUCCUUUUCGCUCUCGCUAAAAUGCCAACGAAUUGGUUCGUCACA